Carassius carassius (crucian carp) is the source of this 1151-nucleotide messenger RNA. Its product is annotated as interferon-induced protein 44-like. The transcript is spliced from 6 exons. NCBI's taxonomy places the organism in Eukaryota, Metazoa, Chordata, Actinopteri, Cypriniformes, Cyprinidae. The record is from RefSeq and is a predicted model, not a curated record. Bases 312 to 836 code for a protein of 174 amino acids.
UUCAAAAACCCUGGAGGUCCUUGGACUGGAAUGAAGAUAAACAAAAUCUACUGACAGCAAUAAAGAUCUUCAAACCUACGAACUCAGAAGUUGGCACUCUGAGAAUUCUUCUGCAUGGGCCACAAGGUGCUGGAAAAUCUAGCUUUUACAACUCUGUGUAUAGUGCUCUACAGGGCAGAAUCACUACCAGAGCCCUGGCACAUGCAGUAGAAACUAAUCAGAGUUUCACUGUGAAAUCCAAAACAUAUAAAGUGAAGAAGGACAGCCCUGACUCCUCCUACUUUCCUUUUAAUUUCACCGACAUUGCUGGAAUGCACAAAGAAGAUAGAGGAAUACGUAGAGACGACAUCAUCAAAUUAUUAAACGGUCACAUCAAAAGUGGUUACACUUUUAACCCAUUAAAACCAAUUACCGAAGAAGACCCAAAGUAUAACAAGAACCCCACUCUGAAAGACAGGAUUCACUGUCUGGUUGCUGUUCUUCCUGCUCACACUGUUUCUUUGAUGGAUGACAGUAUAAUUGAGCAAAUGAGUGAUGUUCGUAAGGAAGCAAGAGACUUGGGCAUUCCUCAAGUCAUAAUCAUGACCAAGGUUGAUGAAUUAUGUCCACUAGUCAAAGAUGAUCUGAAAAGGAUCUACACAAGCAAAAUAAUAAAACAAAAGAUGCAAGUGUGUUCUGCCAAGCUGGGAAUUCCUGUGAACUGCAUUUAUCCGGUGAAGAACUACCAUGAGGAACGUACAAUUGAUGACACGAUAGAUAUUCUGACUUUAGACGCAUUGAAGAAUAUGAUCAACUUUGCUGAUGAAAAUUUGGAAGAUCAAGUAGACAGGGAUUAAUUGCCCCUUGAAUCUGUAAUGGGGCAUUCAUAUCAGGUGUGAAUUUGCAUCAUGGAAGGGGCUUCUGCCAGUUGAGUUCACGCAGCAUUUUGAUUUCAACCACCAUUUAUUCUGAUAAUUAAAAAAAAAAUUACUGUUAUAGUAUCAUGAAAUGUAGUUUUAAAAGUAUUUCAGGCAAGAAUGUAGUUUCAAACCAAAAUCUGUGGUUUAUUUAAAAAGACAGCGCCUAUUUAAAAAUGUGUUUAGCUGAUUUCGGAGACGACAAGUGGGAGCUCAGUGAUUAUGUAUCUGCCUAGAGCAGUCUCAACUCUGUCU